UAUCAUCAUGUGAAAAUAGGCGACCUGUUUAAUGGACGGUAUCACAUAAUCCGGAAGCUGGGAUGGGGUCAUUUCUCUACUGUUUGGUUUGCUUGGGACAUACAAGGGAAGCGUUUUGUGGCCAUGAAAGUGGUUAAGAGCGCAGAGCACUACACUGAAACGGCACUCGAUGAGAUCAAGCUCCUGAGAGCGGUCAGGAACACAGACCAGAACGAUCCCAGCAGGGAGAAAGUGGUGCAGUUAUUGGACGACUUCAAGAUCUCGGGCGUGAAUGGAACCCAUGUAUGUAUGGUGUUUGAAGUUCUCGGCCACCAUCUGCUGAAGUGGAUUAUCAAGUCCAACUACCAGGGCCUUCCGCUGCCGUGUGUCAAGAGCAUUAUUCGGCAGGUUUUGCAAGGCCUGGAUUACCUGCACACCAAGUGUAAGAUCAUUCACACGGAUAUAAAGCCUGAAAACAUCUUGAUGGAUGUGAAUGAGGCGUAUGUCAAAAGACUGGCAGCAGAGGCCACAGAAUGGCAGAAAUCUGGAGCUCCGCCACCUUCAGGAUCUGCAGGUGACAGCAAGCACUGCUCUGCUUAUUUAGGGAUUAUUAACAGGCUAUUUUUUACAGCUGUGGGGAAGAUCUCCAAAAAUAAAAAGAAAAAGCUGAAGAAGAAGCAGAAGCGGCAAGCAGAGCUGCUGGAAAGACGCAUGCUGGAGAUCGAAGCUCUGGAGCGAGAGGCGGAGAAGCAGAGAUCCAGCGGAGCGUCAGACUCGACACACGGUCCCAGCCUGGCGCUGGCGGACAGCGAGGAGGAUGAAGAGGAUGAUGAGGAUGAGGAAGAGGAGGCAGAGGGAGAGAAGGAGCGGCCUGUCAGACUCACCAACCAUACAUGUGCAGAGCCAGAUCAGGAUCAAGAUCAGGAUCAGGAUCAAGAUCAAGAUCAAGAUCAAGAUCAGGAUCAGGAUCAGGAUCAGGAUCAAGAUCAGGAUCAGGAUCAGGUUCAAGAUCAAGAUCAGCAUCAGCAGGAAAUACAGGAGAAUGAGGAAGGUUGUGACAUCCUUGCCGCCGCAGAUGGUCUUGCUGAAGAAGAGUCACACACACGCACACACACUCCACCUGAGCGACAGGACACUCCUGAGAAUGAGAACGAGUGUGAAAACUCAAAAGAACAUGAGCAGGAUGGAAAUGAAGCUGUGAGAGAGGAAGAGGAAGAGGAAGAGGAGAAUAAAACAGAGGAAGAGGAAACGGAAACGGAAGGCACACUCUCACAGAGCGCAGAGGACGAGACGAAGACACACGAGUGUCCAAAUGAAGAAGAAGCAGAUCCACCUGAAGAAACGAUAGAGAAACAAGAAAAUGAGGAGGAGGAGGAAGAGGAGGAAGAUGAAGAUGAAGAAUAUGAGGAAGAGGAGGAGGAGGAGGCGGAGGAUGAAGGCCAGAAACCAUCCAGCAAGGAGCACACUGAAGUGUGUAAAACGAACGGUCACGUGAUCUUGAGUGCACAGGAGCGUCUGUCCUCACCUCUGCUCUGUCCUCUGGUGGAGUCUGAGAUCAGUACAACUGACCGCGACGCUUCGGACGCCUCGUACGAGCUUUUCAACGGAGAGACCUCGCUGACGAACGGAGCACGGCACCGCGGCACCACGCCACGCUUCCCAGAGCUUCCUCUGGAUCCUGAGCCUGACGACUGUCCUCUGGUGGAGUCUGAGAUCAGUACGACUGACCGCGACGCUUCGGACGCCUCGUACGAGCUUUUCAACGGAGAGACCUCGCUGACGAACGGAGCGCGGCACCGCGGCACCACGCCACGCUUCCCAGAGCUUCCUCUGGAUCCUGAGCCUGACGACUGCGAGCGCAACGAGGCCCAGGCGCUCAACACCGACCGCAGCCGAACGGUGUCAUCGUCCAGCACCGGAGACACGCCCAAAGUGAGGGUCAGAGCAGCCGAUCUUCUGGUGAAUCCUCUGGAUCCGAGGAACGCAGACAUUCUGAGAGUCAAAAUCGCCGAUCUGGGCAAUGCAUGCUGGGUGCACAAGCACUUCACUGAGGACAUCCAGACGCGGCAGUACCGCUCCAUCGAGGUGCUGAUCGGAGCGGGAUACAGUACUCCUGCUGAUAUAUGGAGCACGGCCUGCAUGGCGUUUGAGCUGGCCACCGGGGACUAUCUGUUUGAGCCACACUCUGGUGAAGACUACUCUCGUGAUGAAGAUCAUAUAGCUCACAUCAUAGAGCUUCUCGGCUGCAUUCCUCGUCACUUUGCUCUUUCUGGAAAAUAUUCCCGAGAAUUCUUCAACCGGAGAGACCACAUCGCUCUGAUUAUGGAGUUACUGGGAAAAAUCCCCCGCAAGAUCUUCGCAGCUGGAAAAUACAGCCGUGAGUUCUUCUCAAAAAAAGGUGAACUGAGGCACAUCACCAAGCUCAAGCCCUGGUCUCUGUUUGAUGUUCUUGUGGAGAAAUACGGUUGGUCAGCUGAGGAUGCUGGUCACUUCACACACUUCUUGCUGCCCAUGCUGGAGAUGGUGCCGGAGAAACGGGCCUCUGCCUCAGAAUGCCUCAACCACCCCUGGCUGAACUCGUAGCACUUUGGCCCCUCAGACUCAUCGACCCCUGCGGCCCCGUCCUGACCUUCAGCCUGCUGCCAUCAGAGAGAAAGAGCCAGAGAGAGGAGGCUUCAGAGGGGCGAGGGCGGGCUUCGGCACACACACACACACUCAGACACACACUCACACUGAAACACGCACAUACACAAACUCACAAACAUUUACUCAUUCAUACACACACUUGCAUACUCACAACCACUAACACUAAAACACUCGCACAAAAGCUUCAUUCAGUCUGCGUCAGCCUCAUUCAACUAAACUUUACACGCAGAAAACAGAAAGAAAUAAUUUCAUCAGAUAAAAUAUAUUCUAUUCCUUUAUUUGAUUAAAUAUCAUGAUAUUUCAUUUAAAGAAACAAGAGUGUGGAUCAGUGGCGGCAUGUACUCGUGCCUUCAGCUAAACUCUUGUGAACGUCCUAGCAAAACAAAUAAUUGUACAUUUACAAACAUUACAAAUUCAAACAUUUACAAACAUUACGGACUCAGUGACUGUGAGUAUGAGAGUCACCGUGUGUGUGUGUGUGUGUGUGUGUGAGAGAGAGAGAGUGAGAUUGUGUGUGUGUGUGAGAAAGUGAGAUUGUGUGUGUGUGUGAGAGAGUGAGAUUGUGUGUGUGAGUAUAAUUUGUGUGUGUAUGUGUGAGAGAGUGUGUGUUUGUGAGAAUGUGAAAUUGUGUGUGUGUGUGUGUGUGUGCUAGUCGGUGUUUCUGACAGGAAGCCCACCUGAGUCCCUCUGCAUGAAGCCCCGCCUCUUUCAUCCCACCAUCCAAUCAGAUUUUGCAGUGGAGCUGUUUACAAACCUCACCCCUCUCUCUCUCACACACACACACACACACUGCCCUGGGAAAUAUGAAUCCAGAAGACAAAGAGACGCUUGGUUUCGUGGAGCGCAAGCACCAGAGAUUGUUGGAUUAAUGUUUUGAUUCGAAGCUUCGGUUCCUGGUUCUGCGGCGGGCUCUGCUCUUUCUCCGGCAGGACGGCCAUGGCUGCACUUGUGUUUGUACUUUUUGUUCAGGGAAACGUACCGAUUUACAGAGAUCCAGCAAACUGUCCAAAAAACUCGCAACUGCUUGAGCUCAAGAUAAACACGCGGUCGUCAUGGAGACGCGCCGCAGCAGUUCCUGUGGCCUCGCGCUACUCAAAACACAUCUUCUUUCGUCAUCGUCACAGUUAGUCCAGUUGCCUAUUUUCGCAAUAAAAGUAGAUGGUGAAAUAUUUUUAAAAAUAUUUAAAUUCAUUUAAAAGAAAAGCAGUUCUCUGAUGUUGUGACAGUGACAGAGUUUAGUCGUAAUAAGGUGAUUGUGUUUCGUCUAUUCUGAGAUGUUUUAUUUCCUUUGUUUUGGUUUUUAUUCAGUUGUCUCUUCCUUCAUGACAUUGACUCGUGCUGCUCUGUGAGGACUCGUGUGACAGUCAUGAAUUUUAUUGAAGAUUUUUGCAAUAAUAGCGAUAUGAUGAUGAACUUUUGCACCGGAAGCUCCAGAUGUGUCUCACGCUGACUGUUCUUCCCAACUCCACAAAUGCGUCUUUGUUUUUCAUUGACAGAUUUAAUAAAAUUGUAAAUUAAUGGA
Puntigrus tetrazona (Sumatra barb) is the source of this 4147-nucleotide messenger RNA. Its product is annotated as SRSF protein kinase 2-like. Gene Ontology annotation, biological process: spliceosomal complex assembly; protein phosphorylation; regulation of mRNA processing. The transcript has 14 exons. Bases 124 to 2562 code for a protein of 812 amino acids. NCBI's taxonomy places the organism in Eukaryota, Metazoa, Chordata, Actinopteri, Cypriniformes, Cyprinidae. Gene Ontology annotation, molecular function: protein kinase activity; ATP binding. The record is from RefSeq and is a predicted model, not a curated record.